This is a messenger RNA of Camellia sinensis, 1054 nucleotides long. Its product is annotated as octanoyltransferase LIP2, mitochondrial. Gene Ontology annotation, molecular function: lipoyl(octanoyl) transferase activity. Gene Ontology annotation, biological process: protein lipoylation. NCBI's taxonomy places the organism in Eukaryota, Viridiplantae, Streptophyta, Magnoliopsida, Ericales, Theaceae. The record is from RefSeq and is a predicted model, not a curated record.
ACUGCAGAGCCAAUCAACAAAUAUAUCUUAACGCUUCUUUCUCUCUCUCAUCUUCUGUUUCAUUUUCGUUUUUUGCGCAUUUUUGGGAGGGGAGGGUCUCUCUCUCUCUCUCUCACACUUCUUUAUCAGACGAACCAACCCUCAAUUUCUUAUUUGCACUCAUGGUUCUUCUGAUGCCUCACCUGGGAAUGAGAAUUUCUCGAAGUCUCAAGGUUUGGAAAAUGGGCACUGUCAACUACUUGGAGGCACUCAAGCUUCAAGACAAGCUGGUCUCAGACAGAAAAACCCGUAAGAUUUCUGAUACUAUUUUGUCCCUACAACAUCCACCUACAUAUACGCUUGGCAAACAGAGAACCGAUCACAAUUUACUAGUCCCUGAACCUGACCUAAAAAACAUAGGAGCCGAACUUCACUACACACCGAGGGGCGGAGACAUUACAUUCCACGGUCCACAUCAAGCUAUCUUAUAUCCCAUUAUAUCUCUUCGGGAUAUAGGACUUGGUGCAAGGAAAUAUGUGGAGAAACUCGAGUUAACUAUGAUUGAAUUUUCAUCAUUAUAUGGUGUGAAAGCUCGUGCUGGACAAACGGGCGAAACGGGUGUGUGGGUAGGUGACAGAAAGAUUGGCGCAAUCGGAGUUCGAAUUUCGUCUGGGAUUACCUCUCAUGGCUUGGCAUUUAACAUUGAUCCGGAUUUAAGCUACUUCAAGCAUAUUGUGCCUUGUGGGAUUGCAGACAAGGAUGUUACAUCUUUGAGAAGAGAGACAGAUAAGGUACUUCUUGCUGAAGAUGUGAUUCAUAAGCAGUUGAUUUCUUGUUUUGCUAGAGUAUUUGGUUUUAGUGAUAUUAUUUGGAAAGACAUUAAUGCAUCAAACUUGUCAGAUCACCAAAGUAUUGAAUGAAUGUGUGGCAAAUUUAUGACAAAAACAUAGACCUGUCACAUCUAUAAUUCAUUUGCAGUUAUUUUGUUGUUGCUUUUCUUCUUUAAUUGUUUUUCUUCUAUAACAACUUUGGGUGAUCAGAGAAAUGUAAUAAAAGUUGAGUGUAUUUAAUACAA